AGAGAGAGAGCGAGAGAGAGAGAGCGAGGGUGCGCGCGUCAAAGGUACAUCCAGCGUCUGUGAGAAGAGUCGCAGCGUCCUCCUCGAGCCGAAGUUUGAUCUCUGCGCGCAGAGGAAGGAUUCUAAUUCCACAAGUACGAUGCGUCAUCGGAAGUGUUUUGGAUAUGUAUGUACCGCUGUUUACCUGUGGACGGCGUUCUGCUUUAAAGGUUGUGUUGGUGGUCAGUACCAGCGGAAGCUGUACAAGGAUCUGUUGACUAACUAUAACCGUCUGGAGAGACCAGUGUUCAACGACUCAGCUCCUAUACUGGUGGAACUGGGCUUCACACUGUUACAGAUCAUAGACGUGGAUGAGAAGAACCAGGUUCUGAUGACCAACGCCUGGCUGCAGCUGCACUGGACAGAUACUUACCUCUCCUGGAACCCAGAGAACUUCCCAGGUGUUCAGAACCUUCGUUUCCCCUCCAAUCAGAUCUGGGUUCCUGAUAUCCUCCUCUACAACAGUGCAGACGAGAGGUUUGACGCUACCUUCCACACCAACGUCCUGGUCAACUCCUCUGGGUCCUGCCAGUACAUUCCACCAGGUAUCCUGAAGAGUACAUGCUAUAUUGAUGUUCGCUGGUUCCCCUUCGACGUCCAGAAGUGUGAUCUGAAGUUUGGCUCGUGGACCUACAACGGCUGGCUGCUGGACCUCCAGAUCCUGGACGUAGACAUCUCCUCAUACAUCCCCAACGGAGAGUGGGAUCUCGUGGGUGUCCCAGUGAAGCGUAAUGAGCUGUAUUAUGACUGCUGUAAGGAGCCCUACCCUGACGUCACCUUUACUGUCACCAUGAGGAGGAGAACGCUGUACUACGGUCUCAACCUGCUCAUCCCCUGUGUCCUCAUCUCUGGCCUGGCCCUGCUGGUCUUCCUGCUGCCUGCAGACUCUGGAGAGAAGAUCUCCCUGGGUAUCACUGUGUUGCUGUCUCUGACUGUCUUCAUGUUGCUGGUAGCAGAAAUCAUGCCGGCUACGUCAGACUCUGUUCCUCUCAUCGGCCAGUAUUUUUCAUUCGCCAUGAUGAUCGUGGGUCUCUCUCUCGUCGUCACGGUUCUUGUUCUACAGUUCCACCAUCACGACCCUCACGGGGUAAAGAUGCCUAAAUGGAUGCGAGUCAUCCUCCUCAACUGGUGCGCCUGGUUCCUCCGCAUGAAGAAGCCUGGUGAGGAACGCAAGACGACCACCCCCUCCACCGUCACCACCAACACCAAUACUACCCCCAGCUCCGCCACAGGAGGCUACAAGUACUCCCACCCUCCCCCUCACCACGCCAGCACCAGCUCCAUCCAGAUGGGCUCCAUCCCUGGGGGACAGCCCUCCAAUACCUCAACCACCAACGGCAACAUGAACCUGUACUUCGGCUACCACUCUGUGGGUAUGGGAGGGAUGGGAUCCUUAGGAGGGUCCCAUGAUAACCCCUGCUGCCCACCUAGCAGUGACUCUUCAGGGGUUGGGGUCUGCAGUGGAGGGGCUGGGGGUGGUAGUCAGACCACGGGGACAGGUGGAACGUGUUCCCCCAACGAGGCGCUAUUCUCUGACCGGGACACGGGGAUCCUCCGGAGGUUGACGGUGGACCAGAUCCCGGAGAUCGGGCGGAUCCUGGAGGAAGUUCAUUUCAUCGCCCAGAGGUUCAGGGAGCAGGACGAGGGAGAGGCGGUCUGUAGCGAGUGGAAGUUUGCGGCGGCGGUCGUGGAUCGUCUUUGUCUCGUGGCGUUCACCAUCUUCUCCAUCAUCGGCACGUUCACCAUCCUCAUGUCGGCGCCCAACUUCCUAGAGGCUGUGACCAAGGAUUACCUCACAUAAUGUGGAUUUUAUCUCGGCUGGCUAAUUGGGCUAACGCUAAUGAACACUGUAGCUAAUUGGGCUAACGCUAAUGAACACUGUAGCUAAUUGGGCUAACGCUAAUGAACACUGUAGCUAAUUGGCUAACGCUAACUAGCGCUUUAGCUAUAAUACUAAACAAUAUAAACUGUAGCUAACCGCCUCUACUCUGUGAAGCCACUGGAAACCACCUCCCACAGUUUUGAGAUAAAAUAAUCUGUAGAGUUAUGACUAUUUAUGACACCAGUACUUGGAACACCAAUGUCUAUAUUUUGAUAAUGGGUGUGGAUUAUUAUGGUGAUAUACAGUAUAUCUUCCAUGUGGGUGUGUUUACUGUCAACAUGGCUACUGUAGCUGUAGUGAACGCUUACCACUCGUUCAGUAACAGUACUGUCAACAUGGCUACUGUAGCUCUAGUCGAUGCUUACCACUCGUUCAGUAACAGUACUGUCAACAUGACUACUGUAGCUCUAGUCGAUGCUUACCACUCGUUCAGUAACAGUACUGUCAACAUGGCUACUGUAGCUCUAGUCGAUGCUUACCACUCGUUCAGUAACAGUACUGUCAACAUGGCUACUGUAGCUCUAGUCGAUGCUUACCACUCGUUCAGUAACAGUACUGUCAACAUGGCUUCUGUAGCUCUAGUCGAUGCUUACCACUCGUUCAGUAACAGUACUGUCAACAUGACUACUGUAGCUCUAGUCGAUGCUUACCACUCGUUCAGUAACAGUACUGUCAACAUGGCUUCUGUAGCUCUAGUCGAUGCUUACCACUCGUU
Molecule: messenger RNA, 2636 nt
Organism: Oncorhynchus tshawytscha (Chinook salmon)
Lineage: Eukaryota; Metazoa; Chordata; Actinopteri; Salmoniformes; Salmonidae
Product: neuronal acetylcholine receptor subunit alpha-7-like
Exons: 10
Coding region: 140-1840 (566 amino acids)
Biological process (GO): regulation of membrane potential; monoatomic ion transmembrane transport; chemical synaptic transmission
Cellular component (GO): neuron projection; synapse; postsynaptic membrane
Molecular function (GO): transmembrane signaling receptor activity; acetylcholine-gated monoatomic cation-selective channel activity
Source: RefSeq, a predicted model, not a curated record